AUGCGGGAGAUUGCAUCGUUUGAGCUGCCAAAAUGGACUGAGGCCCAGAAACCUCAUGCCUCUCUGGUUCUCGCUGGCAGUGCCCCCCCAGCUCUGUCCAUCCAGAAUUUGGUCUCGCUAUCGACGGACAGACCGACAACCACGCAGAAUCUCUAUAUCCACACCCUUCCUCUAUCUCUGGGGACUCCUACUGGAGGCGAGUCUCUUCGACGGGCCAUCGCAGCUGUCUACGAGCAUGAAACCAUCACGUCCGACCACAUCCUGACCACAACCGGAACCACAGACGCCAACGCAAUCGUCUUUCAGACGCUCUUGCGAGCGGAAGACCAUGUCAUCGUCAUGUAUCCUUCCUAUCCACAGCUCUAUUCCCUGCCUGGCGCCAUUGUUGAUGAGGUCUCCCUCUGGAGAUUCUUCCCCUCGGAGAAAUCUGAAGAGGAGCAGAUCCGCCAGCUGGAGGAAAUGAUCCAGCCAAACACCCGAAUGAUUGUUCUGAACGACCCCAAUAACCCGAUAGGCACUGUUCUGAGUUCUGGCUUGAGGGAGAGAAUCAUUACUAUCGCCCAGGAGAAGAAGAUUAUCGUCUUUGUCGACGAAAUCUUCCGUCCGAUCUUCUAUGACAAGAACAAAAACAGCAUUGAUGAAAGGAGCGCCUGCACUAUUGCUGACAAUGUGAUCGUCACCAGCUCACUCAGCAAGGCAUGGGCAUUGCCAGGGGUGCGAGUCGGCUGGAUCGCAACUCGAAAUAGUCAUCUUCUCGGACAGUGCACCAAUCUACGCUUCUACAUGACCAAUUCUCUUGGUGCCUUUGAUGAGAUCGUCGCGACAGAGGCAUUGAGCGAGCGAAUCCGUCCUCAGAUCCUUCGCCGACAUUUGCGCUGGGCUCAGACCAGUGUCUCGCUCUUACAGGCCUUUGUCGAUGAGCAUCCAAACACCGUUUCAUGGGUUACCAGGCCUGUGGCUGGAUCAAUGGCGUUCUUGAAAUUCACGAUCACUGCUAACCAAGCGGUAGACGACGUCGACUUUUGCAUGAGACUUAAUAAACAAACGGGCGUCCUGCUUGCUCCAGGCAGUCUAUGCUUUGGUUGUCAGAAUGGCGAUUUCAAGGGAUGCGUUCGCAUUAAUCUCAUGGUGAUGCCGGACGUGAUGUCUCAAGCAUUAAUGAGGAUUCAUGGCUUCCUACUAGGAUACCUCGCUGCCUAA
Messenger RNA from Penicilliopsis zonata CBS 506.65, 1200 nucleotides. RefSeq lists its product as hypothetical. The coding region runs from base 1 to 1200 and encodes 399 amino acids. The record is from RefSeq and is a predicted model, not a curated record. NCBI's taxonomy places the organism in Eukaryota, Fungi, Ascomycota, Eurotiomycetes, Eurotiales, Aspergillaceae. The transcript is spliced from 2 exons. Gene Ontology annotation, molecular function: pyridoxal phosphate binding. Gene Ontology annotation, biological process: biosynthetic process.